AUUCUUGUGAGUUGGGUACUUGUCAACUGAGAUUGUCAGUUUUGCUCAGUUCUGAUAAGAGUCAGUCCUUAACAAAGGAUACCACUUUCUUUAGAAUCUAGAGGACCUGAAAUCUCUCAGUUAACUUUUCUUAUUGUAUUUUUCCUCAGACUAUUUUUAUCAGACUUUAAAAUGGAUUUUCUGCAACUUAUCACUAAAAUUUCCUGUUAGAAGAAGAUGUUUAGUGAUAACAAUUAAAUGGAUCACAGAAUAAUUAAUACAAGAAAAAACAAACUCUACAACCACCAAAAUAUCUGAAUGAUAAUUGCAUUUAUGAUAGACCAUAUAUUCUAGUGCUGACUUAGUGAAAAUGGCAAUACUUAUAACUUUUAAGGAAUUGAUUAUGGUGGAACUUACCUUAAAAUCUAAGCAUCUAGAGUUUCUAUCAGAUCAUAAAUUUAAUAUCAUAAGCAGUUUCUAAGGCUUCAAUCAUUGAAAAUGACAAAUCAAAUAUCUUACUUUUUAACAUCUAAGUCCAAUGUGUUCAGUUUUCUUGUUUCAAGAUGUGGUGUGAAUGGUGUACACAGCUAUAAUUAUUUCUUUAAGUUUCAACAUGUGUUUAUUACGAGGGCCCUCAAACAAGUACUGAUGAGUACAGACCACAAGAUAAAUCAAAACUAGGAACAACUUUCAAAGACAAAAGAAGAUGUCUGUCGCUUGCUAGAUUGGAUCUAAAAACAGAAAAAUACAGAGUACUAUAACUCUGUUUAAUCUCUGUAUCCAUUCAAGCUAUUUUCGUUGCGCUUUUCCACUCAGUGUUUUAUCAUCAGGCUGACUUAUUCUCCCUGAAGCGUUGAGGUUUCAUCUGCUUGAUUUUCCAUAGCUUUAAGACUCCAUAUAUCGAGCAUUAUUGCAUUCUUGAGAUGCCAAUAUCUGAUGUUUCUAGUGAUCUUACAAUAGAAGUCGGAUCAGCCAGUUUUGCUCUUCACAAGUUUCCUCUGGUUUCUCGAAGUGGAAGAAUUAGAAAGCUGCUGCUAGAGGCAAAGGAUACAAAAAUUUCAAGACUCAAUCUUACUGGUCUUCCUGGUGGAUCUGAUGCAUUUGAACUUGCGGCAAAGUUCUGCUACGGCGUGAAUGUUGAGAUUACCAUAUCAAACGUGGCGUUACUGAGAUGUGCAGCCAGGUUUAUGGAAAUGACAGAAGACAUCUCCGAGAAAAACCUGGAAUUUCGUACUGAGGUAUUUCUUAAGGAUACAGUAUUCCCAAACAUAUCCAACUCGAUAUCUGUUCUUCAUCGCUGUGAAAUGCUACUACCAGUAUCCGAAGAAGUCAAUCUUGUUAGUAGGUUAAUUAAUGCAAUUGCAAAUAAUGCUUGUAAGGAGCAGCUAACAUCUGGUUUGUCAAAGCUGGAGCAUAAUUUCCCACCAAAACCUGUUAAAUGCCUUGAUUCUGAGACACCGUCAGACUGGUGGGGAAAAUUGCUGGUUGUGCUGAGUCUGGAUUUAUUUCGGAGAGUUCUAUCUGCAGUAAAGACAAAAGGUCUCAAACAAGACACUAUUAGCAGAAUUUUGAUAAAUUAUGCCCAAAAUUCUCUUCAGGGGCUAUUCAUCAAGGAUCCUCAGUUGGUUAAAGGAAGUUGCAUGGAUUCGGAUUUGCAGAAAAGACAAAGGAUCAUCGUCGAAACAAUAGCUAGCUUACUACCAACACAAUCCAGGAAAAGCUCAGUGCCAAUGGCUUUUCUUUCAAGUUUGUUAAAAUCUUCAAUAGCAGCAUCCGCUUCUACUUCUUGCAGAUCUGAUCUAGAGAGGCGCAUCGGUCUGCAACUAGAUCAGGCAAUUCUUGAAGAUAUUCUCAUACCUGCAAAUCCACAUGGAAAUAAUCACAGCCCUCUCUAUGACAUAGAUUCCAUAUUGAGGAUCUUUUCCUAUUUCUUGAAUUUAGAUGAGGAUGAUGAAGAGGACAAUAAUCCCCUAAGAGACGAAAGUGAAAUGGUUUACGACUUUGAUAGUCCUGGAUCUCCCAAACAUAGCUCAAUUGUUAAGGUGUCAAAAUUAUUGGACAAUUAUCUGGCAGAAGUUGCAUUAGAUUCCAACCUAACACCAUCAAAGUAUAUAGCACUAGCAGAGUUACUUCCAGACCACGCCCGUCUAGUUUAUGAUGGCUUAUAUCGAGCUGUAGAUAUUUUCCUCAAGGUUCAUCCCAACAUUAAGGACUCCGAACGCUACAGACUCUGUAAAACUAUUGAUUGCCAGAAAAUAUCGCAAGAAGCUUGCAGUCAUGCAGCUCAAAAUGAACGGUUGCCUGUGCAAAUGGCGGUCCAAGUACUAUACUUUGAACAAAUCAGACUGAGAAAUGCGAUGAACGGGGGCCAUAAUAAUCAGUUCUUCGGAAUGAAUAGUCAGUUCCCUCAGCGUUCAGGCAGUGCAGCAGGAAGCGGAUGCAUCUCUCCAAGAGAUAACUAUGCAUCAGUCAGGAGAGAAAAUAGAGAACUGAAGCUUGAGGUUACAAGAAUGAGAAUGAGGCUUACAGAUUUAGAGAAAGAUCACGUCUCCAUGAAACAGGAGCUAGUAAAGUCACAUCCUGCCGAUAAGUUAUUCAAGUCAUUCACCAAGAAACUAAGCAAGCUCAAUGCACUGUUCCGAAUAAGAGAUUUAAGGCCAAUAGGGGGGAAAACUAACUCAGAAAGUCGGUUACUCUUUCAGAAGAGAAGGCGCCAUUCGGUUUCUUGAUGUUGAACACUAAUGUGAAUAAGAAAGAGUAUAUAGUGUUUUCAUAGUGCUGAGUUUGAUGGAUGUUGAUGUAUUGAGUGAAGUUCUUUCUUGCAUUCUCUUUUGAUUGUAACCUUGAAAGAAGAUAUUCACUCAAACUUCUACUUCAAAGGUAUAUAAACAAGUGUGAGGUUUUUUA
Molecule: messenger RNA, 2886 nt
Organism: Lycium barbarum (goji berry)
Lineage: Eukaryota; Viridiplantae; Streptophyta; Magnoliopsida; Solanales; Solanaceae
Product: BTB/POZ domain-containing protein At1g03010-like
Exons: 4
Coding region: 903-2708 (601 amino acids)
Molecular function (GO): protein binding
Source: RefSeq, a predicted model, not a curated record